AUGUUUUCUGGACUUUCGAUGACUGAGUAUGGUGAUGCCCCCCCCCCAUCGAAUUUCCUGAAAGAAGCACCAGUCUGGAUAUGGAUUCACAAGAUUCUAGUGAACUAUUUCACUCUGAAUACGAUCAAAGCAAUUGGAAAAGGGAUUAGGCACGUCAAAGAAGUUGCUUACGAUCCAGAGAAACCUCACCUACAAGAUUACCUACAAGAUUACGUGAGGGUUUUAGUGGUAAUCAACUUGGAUCAACCAGUACGAGACACAAAGGUGAUCAAUAUCUCAAGAGGCCAAACCGCAACGGUUGAUGUUGAGUACGAGCGGAUUCGGAAGAAGUGUUUUCAUUGUUUGCGCCUGACUCAGGAUAAACAGAGAUGUCCACUGUUUCAGGGUAAAAAACAGACCAUGAUCAAAGAGAAUGAAAAGACAUCGCAAUUGUUUAAUCAUAGAAAGAAUACUCCAAAGGUUCAUACGAACUUAGCUGAGAAGUUGAUGCCUUUAUUGGCUCCAAAGGUUCCUCAUGGGUUCGAGCCAUCAUCAUCGGUGGUUCCUAAAGUUUUUCAACAAAUAAAAAUUUAUAUGUCUUGCUUAGAUCCGCAAGAAAGACGUAUAAGAGAACAACUAAUGAUUCAGACUUUAAAUGAACUCUCCAAGGAUCUCAUUGCUCAAAGUUCGCGCUUGAGGUUGGAAGCUCCACCUUUGGUUAGCUCAAAUUUGAACAAAGAUAAAGGAAAAGUCUACGAUUUUAGCAAGACACAGCUAGUGAAUAGUCAAGGAACACAUAAUGCAGAGCUUACUACCAAGGGGGCUGAAGUAUUAAGUACGGAAGAGGGAUACAACAUUCAGAAGGCAGCACUAACCUCUCUCACAAGACCAGAGCUGACAAUACAGAAGGUGCAUCAACAACAAGAAGGUAGUGGUAAAUUUAUACCAGAAGCAGAUAAUCUUGUUUUCAAUAUGGGAGUGACAGAGGCUAGUUCUUCUGGUAUCAGUGGUCGGAGUAUAAAUAUACAACAGAGGACCUCGUCAUGGUCUAGGAAGAAGAGGAAUAUCAGUGGUAGACAAAGAGCUCAACAAACACAAGAGAAUGAAGAUGGAGACACUAAUGCUUAA
Arabis nemorensis is the source of this 1107-nucleotide messenger RNA. The record is from the annotation of a GenBank genome assembly. NCBI's taxonomy places the organism in Eukaryota, Viridiplantae, Streptophyta, Magnoliopsida, Brassicales, Brassicaceae.